Molecule: messenger RNA, 983 nt
Organism: Prosopis cineraria
Lineage: Eukaryota; Viridiplantae; Streptophyta; Magnoliopsida; Fabales; Fabaceae
Product: peroxynitrite isomerase Rv2717c
Exons: 4
Coding region: 80-574 (164 amino acids)
Source: RefSeq, a predicted model, not a curated record
CCAUAGCGCCUUUUGCCGACGAAAAUUAGAUUUCCCAGCUUCGUAAACUCAGGAAGAUAGAACAAGAGUCAGAGAGCAAAUGGACGGAAACAAGGGCUCGCCGGAACCGCCGCUGUCGCAUCCAGCAGUGGAACCAGUUUCCUUCCUUCUGGGAUCAUGGAGAGGCCAGGGAGAAGGCGGCUUCCCCACCAUAAAUUCAUUCUCUUAUGGCGAAGAGCUUCAGUUUUCCCAUUCUGGGAACAAGCCCGUCAUUGGGUAUAAUCAGAAGACUUGGAAACUCAAUUCUGGCGAGCCCAUGCACGCCGAGAGUGGAUAUUGGCGUCCAAAGCCCGAUGGUACCCUUGAAGUUGUAAUUGCUCAGAGCACUGGUCUUGUUGAAGUUCAGAAAGGGACAUAUAGUGCAAAGGAGAAGGUGAUAGAACUUCAGAGUGAAACGGUGGGGAAUGCUUCUAAGGUUAGGGAGAUAAGACGACUGUUCCAGCUGGUUGAUGGGAAUCUUUGUUAUGAAGUUCAGAUGGCUACCAAUACAGUAGGUCUUCAACCACACUUAAAAGCAGCAUUGAAGAAGCUCUGAGCUGAAGCUAUCACAUUCCAUGGAAGGUGAUCUAAAAGAAUGCAAGUUCUGUAUUGGAGAGUCCAAUCAACGGCGGAAAGAGAAGAGACUGGCAAGGGAUUUGACCCCCUUAAUUUUUCAAUUUUUUCUUAGCAUUAUAUGGGUAUUAACAUUUAGCCAACAUUAUACCAUAUUACUUUUAAUUCCAGCCACCUCAGUAAAAUAUGGCUCUGCCCCUGAAUCCAAAGCCCCCCCCCCUCUGGAUAGCAGUUUAAGCCAGCUAAUAGUCAUAUACUAAUCAGCAUGUUAAACCAAAGGAAUGAUUCUAUUGUCUUGUUUGUCUGUGUCACUGUGUGCCAUGUUCACGGGUUGUUACUUGUGGAUAUACUCUUUUCUACUUGAAUGCUAAGCAGUAUUGACAAGAAUCAAA